Messenger RNA from Marmota monax (woodchuck), 5463 nucleotides. Its product is annotated as collagen alpha-1(III) chain. The record is from RefSeq and is a predicted model, not a curated record. Bases 1 to 1233 code for a protein of 410 amino acids. The transcript has 3 exons. Lineage: Eukaryota; Metazoa; Chordata; Mammalia; Rodentia; Sciuridae.
AUGCACAGGCGCACACCCCCAGGUGGCCAUUGUGGGACUGAGGAGCCCUCUCGGUGGCCGCAGUCAGGAGGAUGGAGCUGCAGGUCUCUGGGCUUCGAGCUGCAAAGCCCCAAACCUCGAGGGAGCAGAAACCCAACAGCAGCCAAGAGAAAGGCCAGGUGGGGGCCAGGGCGGGCACAGGGCCGGGGGGACGUCCCCUGGGGACCUGCUCCACCUCCCGCCCCUCUUCGGAAGAACCAGCCGGGCCUGCCCUCCUGGAGGGACACUGGCCCCGGCCCGGCCAGCCCAGCCUGCCUCACUCGACCCCUGCCCCAGGGCAGGACUUGGGAAAAUACCCAAGGCCUGGAGGGAGCUGUCCUGCAGGCCAGCACUGUCCCAGGGCCGUCCACUGGCUCCUCUCAAGGACUCUGCGACCUCCGCACUUAUUUUUCUUCUUCAGAAAGUGCCAGGCCCGUGGCUGCUGAUAAACGGGCCUCUGCUGCGCCUCCCGGGCUCCCAGGGAACCCAGCUGACCCGGGGCCCGUGGGCUCUGGGAAGGGCGUCGCAGGGAGACAGAGAGGAGAGAGGCGCAUCCUCGUGCCACCUCAGAUUUUAGGCAGAUGUCACGACUGGCUGAAGGGAUCAGAGCCUCUCGUCUGCCAGCCCUCAGGACAGCGGCGUCCCAAGACCCGCAGAGUCCUCCCGGGAAGCCCAGCUGGCCCGCCCGGCGCCCAGCACUGGUUCCCAGGUGCCAACAGCCUCCGGUGGCUACAGAGAGGCCCAGCUGCUCUGUGCCCACCUGGUACCGCCCCAGUGAGUCCAGAGUCCAAAGAAGAUUCUUUUUCAGAGAAAAGAAGAAGGAGACACAUUUGCAAAGAAGGAAGAAACCCUAGAAAGACCUGGAGCUUAGAGCCCAGACCCCACAAGGGCGCUGGACGGGGCGGGGGUGGCCGGGCCGGACCACAGGCUGACCGCAGCUUGUGGGGACGUCUCCGGGGGUGGAGAGUGGCUGCCUCGGUGACCGUCAUUGGGAACUCGGGCCAAGCGGGAAUCCAACAGCUCCUGGGUCCCCUGCGCCCGGUGCCCAUCCUUGGUCCUCUGUUCAGAGCAGAAGUCCACCCGGGUUCAUCGGCUCCCGGGCCCUGCUGUCCCCUCCUCCCCACUUCCAGGGGCAGAUGCAGACGAGCUGGGGCCACCAGCUCACAGGGCCACCAUCCUGCCAGGCAGGACCAGGACCUCUCCCAGGAUCACUAAGAACUGCAAGGUGACAGCCACCACCCUCGACGCCCUCCCUGGCCCCUUCUGGCCCCUCCCUGCCCACCGAGAACCUCACCAACGCGGUGGCAAGCUGGGGCUCUCCAGUAACCUCCCCAGCCAGAGCCCCGUCAUGCACUUCCCUCCCCGCGGCAGCCAUUGUGACAGGUAGGCGCUGGGAGGCUGCAGGGCCACGGGCUCCCCGCCACAGAAGGGGCCAUCACACGCACUGAGGAGUGAGGCCUCCUGACCCCUCGGGGGACGGGCACAGAGUGGGCAGCGCCCAGGCCGCACGGCCAGGUAGACCAGGGCGUAGACUGGCACCCAAGCCUGCGGGGGCUCCGAGCUCACCACUGGCCCAGGAAGAAAGGCAAAGGCCGGCGGGCAGGGGUUGGCAGCCAGCCGGCCAGGGAGGAGGCUCAGGAUGGAGCUGCCCUCUGCCCCACUGACCCCCUCCCCACUGGGAGCCGCCAGCUCCGGGCUGCGCCGUCUUUGCCAAGCGCUGGUUACGCCAUCCCGGCCCUGGAGAGCCUCCCGAGCACAGCAGGGCAGUCAGGCGGGAGAGGCCAGGCGGGAGGAGCACUGGAGACACACUGUGGGCUCCCUACACCCUCCCGCUGUGCAACCUCAGGCAAUCCACACCCCCUCUCUGAGCUUUGGAACCCCGGGGUUCUCAACUCCCAGCACAGUUGCCCGCACGAGGCGCGGGGUCAGCUGUUCACCUCCCCGUCUCCAGUCCCCCCUCCCUGCCCACCUCCUCCCCCUGUUUGCUGGGCCUCUUGGGGGUCUUCGUUUUGAUGGUGACAUGGAGGUUCAACGUCCGAGAGGUGGCGUCCCUCCCGCACGUGGCCGGGGUGGUGGCUGUCUCUCACACGUGAACUUCACCCGAUCACAGGGCCACGUUCGGGUCAGGACAGAAACUUCUCAGCAACCCAGACGGCUGCUCCCUGCCCUUUCCCGGCAAUGACCCCUUGGCCACGGAGGGGACCCCUGUGGCUCCCAGACCUGCUGCCGGCUCCUGAGCCUCACUCUGGAGCUCCCGCGGGCCACCCUCGCUGUCCGCCUGUCCGACUUACCCUCUCCUUGCUGGAGGUCCUGGCUGCCCCCCGCUGGGGCGACUGUAAAUGAAACUGCGGAGAGUGGCCUGCGGGCCCUUCUAUGUGCGGGUCUAUUCCUCGGGGCACACUGAAGGCCGGGGUUGAUUUUGACAUGAUUUUGAACUUGCGGAAAGAUGACCAUGUGUCCAGGGGCCCGGGGCCUCCUCCAGCCCCACUUAGCCACCUGCCCUCUAGUCAUUAUCUGGAGUCGCUGUGGUCGCGAGGUCACCUUCCCCCACACCUCCUGCACCACCUCCUGACCUCCAACACGGCCUGGUGGGGACAGCAGUCAGGACGUUCUAUCUUUGACAAUCCUGUCAUCAAACCCACAGGCCCUGGUGACGUUCCACCCGGCCCGCACGGCUGUGUGGCCUGCCUGGACCCCAAUCAGCCCGCUCCCCUCAGCUAGAGAUGCCUCCUCCCUCUGAGCCCUGGGUGCCCUUGGCCUUGGUGCCCGGCCAGCCCUCCUGUGGCAUGUCCCCUACCCCGGCGGGUGACGUGUCCUGAUGGGACUCAGGUUGUGCAUCUUUGCAGGGAUAUGAUAGAGACGAUCCCGUAUUCCCGUGUGUCCCAUCAGGUGACGCACAGCUGUGACUUCUCCCUGCUGGAAAUCGAGGACGGUGAGGGACGCCGCCCCACGGAGCCGGGACAGGAGGAGAGGAGCUGGCUUUGGCGACUCUCCCCUCCCGGCACCUGCAGGGAGGGCCGGGCCCGGGGGAGCGGCCGCGCAGGCUGCCAAGGCCCAGGCCUGUCUCCUGGCCCGGUCCUCGCCCUGUGUCCCAGAACCUACCCCAGACGUGAGGAGCCGGAAUUCGAGUCCGACCGGGCAGCAGGCCUGUGGGUGCUGGGCCCUGCCUGGUCCCCGAGUAAUGGGGAAGGGAGGCCACACAGGGAGCCACCCAGCCCUCAAGACUCAGCCCCCUGCACCCUCCACAGCAGCGAUUUCCAACCAAGAGGGCUUUUGCCCCCAAGGGGACAUUUAGCAAUUGGGAUAACAUUCUGGGUCAUCACAACUGGGGAAGCUGCUCCUGGCAUCUAGGGGGUGGAGACCAGAGACGCUGCCCCACACCCUGGGGCGCACAGCUCGGUCCCAGGACAGCGCGAUCCUACUCCAGAUGCCAAGACUUCCCAGCCCCCUCCGCGGCACUCACGGAGGCCCUGACUGUCUUCAGCCACCGGCUUCCCACCAGGCCCCUGGCUACGGAGGAAAGGUACCGGGGCCAGCAGCACCGGGGGCUCUGUGGCCCAGGUCGUCUGUCACUGCUCUGAAUUCACGAUGGUGUGGUGUGGGCACUGGAGAGGCUUCAGGACGUCACAACCUGGGAGCUGAGGUGGGGACUCGGGUGGGCCAGGAGCCAGGUGCCCCCGAGUCAGAACCGAGGGUGGCUGGACGUCUGAUGAGGCGCCGGCUGUUUGCGUGGUCCCCGCCCCGCCCUGACCGGCCAGCAGAGGACAGAUGAACCAGGGCCCUCUGCUUCCUGCAGCGAAGCAGGACCUGAGUCCAACCCCGCGAUACAGCCGGCCGGGACAGGCCGCAGAGCAGCCGGCCUGUGUCCUCCAAGGCACCAAGGUCACCAACGCCAAGGGAAGCCCGAGGCGCCGGCCUCCCUCCUGGAGGCCGAGGAGGCGAGGCACUGGGCACCCUGUGAGUCCCAGCCGGACCCUCGGGCCGCGCCGGCCGGCGGUGAGCCUGUGUCCGGCUUCCAUACUGGGCUGUAGUGACAGCGACAGAUGUCCCCUGCCACGGAACCACAUUUCAAAACAUCAUGGACGCGGGGACAACGGACAGAUCGGCAAUUUAUUCACAAACAACUGAGAAGAAGGUUCUCCGUGGGGUACCGCAGUUUUCCAUCAGUUUGAGAUCUUUUUCAAAAUGAUAAUUAAAAAGAGAGAGAGCGAGAGAGAGAGAGAGAGAGCGAGCGCAAGAAUUAGAACAGACCCCCCCCACGGCUGGGCAAAGCGCCCCGCGUCCCCCCAACUGAGUCCACCCAGGUCUGUCUGUCCCCUGUGGGCAGCAACAUGGCAAGUUAAGUGGAGGGACAGCCGCGCGGCGGGUCGGCCUGGCCGCCGUGCCGCAGGGGGGCAGGACCUGGGCCCUGUGACAGUGACGUUGCCAGGUCAGAAGGCAGACCCGAGGCCACGCCGUCCGCUCCGUGAAGCACACACAGGGGGGCUCUGACGGUCGCCCUCGGUGUGGGGGUGGUGCGCAGGUCCCCCCGGGUGCUGGUGUCCCUUGACCUGGACCCCGGGGGGUCUGUUCCAGCAAAAUCCAGGAGCCGACACCCGUGUGCCCCUCGCACACCAGGGACAGACAGACAAGGGACCCUCAGGAGGCCGGGCGUUGGCGGCUGGAGUGGGGGCAGGGUGGGGCAGUGAGCCGCGGGCUGAGGUCUCGCGGGGACGGGUGCCGACUGGGCUCUAGGACAGGAGCAUGGCCAGCCCUGCACCUGGGCUCCAGGGACAGACACAGGAAAGGCCCCUCUGGACACCCCAAGGGUCAGCCGGACAAGCUGUGAGUGACCCCACCUGCACCAGAGGGCGGAGACGGGUGACCAGCCGCCCAGGGCCCUGACCCCCGCCCCAGAUCCCUCCUCCACAGCCCGUGACCCUGCCACCAGUUUCCCCGGAGCCUUCCUCCUCUCUGCCACCUCUGUCCCUGCCAGGGCUCCAGGGCUGGGACAGGGAUCUGGUGACAAGUCAGCUAUAAAAAUAAAAGCUCCCGGGCCCAGCUCCCCGGCUCCAGACUCACCUCAGAGAUCUCAGCUGGGCAGGCCCCGGGCAGCUGGCAAAGCCGCCUGCAGACCUGCCAGCCAGGGCCUCUGGGGAGCAGGUGGCCGGGCAGCGGUGUGGGGCCCAGGGGUCAUUCAGGGUGGCGCGGGGCAUCUGGCCCUCACAGCUGCCAACACGCUCCAAGCUGCAGCCGACCUUGACCCUCCCGUUCCCAAACUCAGGGCCCCUUGGUGGCUUCGACCAGGAUUCGGUCAGCAGAGAAGUUCCUGUGGAUUCCAGGCUCUGGUUCAAGCCGGACCUGAUGCUCACUGAGACUCGCUGAGAGUCACGGGGAAGACGUCUGAAGACAGGCAGGGUAUUUUCGUGGCAGGGUGUCUUCUAUAAUUAAAAGGAAUCAAACAAA